AUGCAGCCUUCCGCAGGCCACACACGAAAACAAUCUCUAGCAUUCGUCAAUCAUACUCCUCGACACUUCGAAACAAUCACAUUGGUCCCGCCAACGCCAGAAGAUACUGAGGCCGGGAAGAUGAGCCCGUCCUGCCGGGCGUUUGGCGCCGGACCUCUCUACACCAAGGCCAUCAUGGGCCAGAGUCCUUCGGCUGAGGAGAGAGAGCAGCAGAGAGAGGCGUACUCGACCAUCCUCCGGGAAGACUCGAUCCAUGUCGAAGAGUCGGAGAAUCCUGACACUUACUCCCGCCCGGACCCCUUUUCGAUACAUCACGACUGUACCGACCAGGCUCCAUACGCAAUGAUUACCGAGCAAAGCUUGUUGCACCUCCCUUUCAAGAACCCAUCACAUGAUCUGGCCUUUUUCCUGCGCACGACUGGUCCUACUACACCUCACCAUCGGCCCAGCAAAGUCUCCCAACCCGCACGUCCGCCAGUCCCUUCCAAAAAUGCUUUCAAAUUCCUGAAGAGGCGGCGAAAGCUUCCGCAGACCGAUCCUGAGAUUCAAGAUGCCGGUGGCUUGCUCGCUCCAGUUGAGCAAAAGGUCUCCGCUGGAGGUUCGUUGCUUGCUCAUGCUACUCAUACGUCAAGGACCCCAGUCACUGAACGACAGCCAGGCAGCACAUACUUUGCACUAAAAGUUCCGAAGAUGGACGAGUCGAUCGAAGCUCGAAUACAACCUGAUGGGGCACCGAUGCUGAGCCCAAGCAUCGUUGAAUCUAGAGUGUCGAUCUCCUUUGCUGACAGCAUAAACUCCAUGGAAGGAUGGAAGUACCCACGCCCUGACGAGCGACCGGCUCGAAGACCUCCGACCCCCGCAAAACAGCGAGCAUGGUGGCCUAGAGAAGAACCAACUGCGAUUCCACCGGUUGAAGAUGUCACUGCAAGUAAGCGGGCGGUCCAAUGGUGGCCAAGGGAGGAAGCAACCAUAGGUGCGACAGAUGAGCAUGUCGGUCCAAUACGGCCAGCUGCCUCGAAUCCACCCACGCCUGAGCCAGUCUCUGCCGUCUCAAUGGCCGAGUCGUAUCAGAGUGACCUACACGAUCAUCCGGCCAAUCGACCUUUCGAUGCAUCUCGGGCACUGUCAGGUCCCCCUGCCGGAUCUCGGACGUCAACCAGCUUGCCAUUGCCUGAAUUUUCGUUGCGAUACGAAGAAUUUCCCGUACAGCACCCGGGGAGGGAGAAAGACGUUGAAAUAGAACACCCUUGUCCGAGGAGGUUUGCAAGCCACCAGGUGCUCCUGCAGCGAGCCUCAAGCUUGGGUGCUUCUCUGUACCGGCGAAGCUUUACGGACAGUCCAGGUCCUCCACCACCAAAGAGUCCGCUGAGACCGCGAAAAGACGCCGAGACAAUCGAAGGCAUCCUGGCCUCGUAUGGCGAGCGAGGAGCAACGCCCAAGCUCGCACCCAGCAUCAGAGACGUCCAGGAUUUCAAUGGCGAUUUGCGGCCAUUCAAGCCGACGGUUGUGACAGACUGCACCGGUCCGAUCAAGCGGCCCAAGUCUCGCGGCAAGAACCCAGUCAUGAAGUCCAGCUACCAGUACUUGCGGCGAGAGCGGGAGGAUCGUACUCGUGCCCGCAAGCUGCGUGACCGACCUAUGCCGGAGGCCGCAGUGACCGCGAUCGACACCAUUGUCAAUGCUGUGCCGGACGGCCCUCGGCAGAAGUUGAGGAAGGCAAGACCUCACAUUCAGAUACCCGGAAGCCUGCGACCGACGCCGUUGGUCACUCGAACUUCUUCGACAGCGUCCAGCAAUGCAAGCUGGAAGAAGGUGACAGAGUCUACCCAAGCACAAGUGCCUGACGCCCGACCAGAUGUCUCUCCGGUCUCCAACAGCGGACCCACGGGAUACACGCCAGUGUCUCCUGUCACCUCAAGUAACAGUGCCACUGCAGGCACGCCCAUGGCCUUGAGCCCAGUCAUGCUUGUCGCGGAGGAGAUUCCCGUCCAAAAAGCCAAACCCACGAAGCCUGCGAAGAUACUGGUCAAGGAUGGAAAGUCCUACAACCCUCGGCCUAGGUCGGCAUCGAUCCCGCGUUCUGCCAUGAAGCGUCGUAGUCGACAAGGGGCCCAGAAUUCAUCGAGGGCCCACAGCCCAGCUCCGAAGCUUCUGAAAGAGGACACACCACCACUGCCAUCACCUCCACCCAACCGCGCUUUGCCGCCAACACCGCCAGCGUCUGGAUCAGAAAAGCCUGGCAGGACGAGAGCCGCUCGCAUUGCCGAGACCAAGAAGGAAUUGCCCGGACUUCCGAUCCACAACCUGAACGUAGCUUCGAAGACCGCGAUGGCCGAGCGACGACUUGACCCGCCUGCACAUAUCGUCACACAGCAGCGCCGAAGUGGUGGUAACAGGGAAUCGAUGAACACAGCGCGCUUCCAGGCUCGUCUUGAGGCGUUGGAGAAGCAGAAUGCAUUGCUUUCGGCAGCACUGAGUGCGGUGCUCCGGACCAAUGGUACCCUCAACGCUCCGUUGUCAGGAUUGUCUGAAGAGGAUCCUGCAUCCAGGACGAUGUCGUGGGAGAACAGAAUCGCGAGGAGAAGUGCAGCGAGUCAUGCGGCGUCCAGCAGUCAGGGUAGCUCGACUGCUUUGGAGAUGUACAUGAACACGAGGCGCGGCGGCAAGCAUGGACGUUGA
This is a messenger RNA of Saxophila tyrrhenica, 2679 nucleotides long. RefSeq lists its product as uncharacterized. The transcript is spliced from 3 exons. Lineage: Eukaryota; Fungi; Ascomycota; Dothideomycetes; Mycosphaerellales; Extremaceae. Bases 1 to 2679 code for a protein of 892 amino acids. The record is from RefSeq and is a predicted model, not a curated record.